AUGGCACUCGCAUCUCAGUGGCGUGAUAAACCACCAGCAGAGGAACAACGUCUGAUCUUUCACAUGGCACCACUAUCAGGGAAAAGCUGCUUUUCGAGAGCAGAUCCGAGAUGUGCGAACCGCGGUAGGACCGACACAGUCUCGCCCGCUUACUUCCCCCAGCAGAUCAAUCAACCGUACAACGUAUCUGAGAUCUCUAAAAGGACAACUUCAGAGUCACGCCGCCUACUACCAGCGCCCGCUCUUCUUCGCACCACGACCGCCUUCCUGGUGAUGGAUGAUAGCUGCAAAGCGGAGGUCCACAUCAUCAGAGAGACAAGCAUAGCCAGUGUCAACCGGAGAAGAGCCACAGCGGGGGAACCAGAGGCGGAGCCGGCCCCCGCGUGGCUGGCACCUGCGCGUGCGCGUGAGCGUGAGCGUGCUGGAGGAUCGGGAAGCUACUGUAGAGGCGAUAUCCCGAGUCGUAGAUUUGUUGGUAAAGUUCUCGAUUCCCACCCGACCCUCGGAAAUCCGAUGGUUCAAAUGUUGGACUCCCUCCCUCUCUCUCUCUCUUUAACUCUCUCUUUGACUUCGCAAGAUACACUUACUGUACGGACUGGCGGCGACUUGGCCAGCAGGCAUUCACAUCGUUGCGCCAUCUCAGCAGCGCUUCUUUCGCUACGUUCGAGCUCAAUCGGUGUGGGGUACAGAUGCCUGAUGCGAUAA
Molecule: messenger RNA, 705 nt
Organism: Drepanopeziza brunnea f. sp. 'multigermtubi' MB_m1
Lineage: Eukaryota; Fungi; Ascomycota; Leotiomycetes; Helotiales; Drepanopezizaceae
Source: RefSeq, a predicted model, not a curated record